AUGGUCUGCGCUAAGAUCAACAGGAGGCGAGUGUCCGACACACUGGGCUCAAUGGACUCCUCUUAUCUGCAGGAGAUGGACUCCAAGACGGCUUUAUUUACUGUAGGGAGAAACAUCUACUGCAACAGGUUGAGCUUCCUGUGUGGAGUGUCGUUUGGCAUCAUGCUGGCCAGGAUCUGCCAGCUGUACCCGUACUCCACGGCUGCAGUGACAUUGGCCAAGUUCUUCAGGGUCUACUCCAGCUGGAAUUGGCCCACUCCUGCCAUGCUAAGGAUCCCAGAGCAACAGGAACAGAUCUACAACUUGCCCAUGUGGAAUCUAAGAAUGAACGUAAAGAGUCGGUGCCAGCAGGUCCCCAUCAUCACGCCCUCGUACCCAGAGCAGAACUCGGCCUUCAACAUGAAACCGUCCCCUUUAAACGUCAUGACAUCAGCGCGUCGUUAUGUCAUGCUGCGCGUCAAGGCCCCAACACAAGCCAAGCACGAGGAAUGGUGA
Molecule: messenger RNA, 495 nt
Organism: Knipowitschia caucasica
Lineage: Eukaryota; Metazoa; Chordata; Actinopteri; Gobiiformes; Gobiidae
Source: the annotation of a GenBank genome assembly